GGGGGGGGGGGGGAUAUUUUCACUUCUCCUUUUAGUAGAAAUGAAUAAAUACUCGAUCGGCUUCUGUUUCUUGAAGAGUCUCCAACAUGGACAAGCUCAUCUCUCUCUUUGUUUUUUCAGCACUCUCACAGAUUGUAGUGUCUCAUGUUCACACUGAGGCAUCUUUCAGAGCCAACAUUGAGUUGGUGUCAGAACAUUCGAGGAUCUUCUCGGGGGAGAGAGCCCGCCUGAGAUGCAGUAUUCCUGAUGUGCACAGGUCUAACUGGACUUACCUGUGGUUCAGGGGGUCUGAGGAGCUCUCACAGACUGGGGAGGAAUUAAAUCUGUGGAAUACCAAAGUUCAAGACAGCGGGAAAUACUACUGCCAAGGAACAAGAAAUACAAAGGUGGGAAAGAUUCGCACCCAGCAAAGUGUCCCUGUGGAGCUCAAGGUGGACGGUGGCUGGGCGAUUCUGCAAGUCCCACGACAUCCUCAACUUGUUGGGAGCACAUUGGAGGUGACAUGUCGUGUCAGAGAGAACCCCCGACUUGAAGAGAUUAUUUUGUACAAAGACGGCGUUGAAGUAAUGAGGCAAAAUGGUCACAAGCCAGAUUUCUACCUGAACAACUUGAGCCUUGAGGACCUAGGAGUAUAUUCUUGCAGGGCUUCUUGGGAUGUGAGUGGACGAACACACUCGGUCACUUCUGCUGGCACUCAUGUACAGAUCUUAGAGGUUCUGUCACAGCCAAUUUUGGAGAUCAUCCCCAACUAUGAUACUAAGCUGAAGAGGAUGAAGCUCACUUGCCAUGUGCAAUACAACGCCCCUGCUCCUGCCCCUCCGAUAGACUUCUAUUUCUACAAAAAUAACAGGCGACUGGGACCUGCAACCACUGACAACUAUAAUGUAGUGAAACAGACUCCGGGGCUGUACAGCUGCAAGGCCAGGGUGCCUCAGUUGGACCUCUCGAAAUCCAGUGAACCCAAAAACUUUGGACUAAGAGUUGCACAGCCUCAGAGGCCAUCUCAUCUCUGACCCAACGGAACCUGAGAAGAUGCCACCUGUUCAUCCUGGACUCCAAAGGCCAGUAUUUCACCGUGCUUCAGCCACAGACGACUUCCCACCUGCUGCUGCUUCAUUACCAACCUAACAUGUCUGGGGACACAGAAGAUGUUACACACUGAAGAAAAACAAUGGUUCACAGUGAACCAUCAGUUCUGUGUUACUGACAGCUUCCAUUACAAUAGCUGGCCUGCGUUGCUUUUGGUAAGGGGUUAUGUGUCAUAGCCCUGUAAUCAGCCCUUAGUAAACAUAGUAACUGAUAGGCAAUAAACCAGUAAACAUACACAACAUAUGAUGUACUGGCUGGUUUACCAAAACAUUUCUUAUUACUUUCACUGAAACCAGCUAAUUGUCUUCUAUCAUAUUUCUGAUGAAACAACACAGUUACAGGCUAAUGCAGGAGAGAAACAUCAUUUAGCUAGCGCACCCACGUUAUUAGCGUUACCCAAGGAUAACCUGAAUUAACUCCCCUUAUUUGGUCACGUUACUUUAAAUAAGUAUCAAUUUUAUAUAAAUCUAUAUACUGCUCGUCUACCGCUCUCACCUGAAACGCAGCAAAACAGCAGUUCUGUGUUACUGACGGUGCUACUAUUAUAAGGGAUUACUUUGUCACUCAUUUGUCUGAGCCGCCACUGCCACCUACUGGCGAAACUAAAUAUGGCCUUAGCAUCAAAUCAGUUGAGAGCAAAUGAGCUUUUCACUCUGUGCUAUGAUGUCAACUAUUGUCACAACAAAAGCAAAAAAAAAAGUGAUUCGGGGGGGCACAUUAAAAGAAGUUCAUCAAAUUCUGAGACUUUUUUUAACACUUAAAAUACUCAGGGUGCCACACAGCCUCUCUAUGACAACGUAGCAUACAUUACAAACCAUAUCCCUCUACUAAUCACGCUGGGUCAUUGUAACAGUUCUGUAUUGACCUGAGCAAUUUUCAUCUUUUUGAACUAUUUCCAGUUAACAAACAUCAAACGCUGUACCAGAAUUGUUGGAAAUAUCUAACACAUACAUGUUAAAAUCAAAUAAAGUAUUUCACAAAAUGUUA
Messenger RNA from Oreochromis niloticus (Nile tilapia), 2076 nucleotides. RefSeq names its product low affinity immunoglobulin gamma Fc region receptor III-A. Bases 87 to 1013 code for a protein of 308 amino acids. Gene Ontology annotation, biological process: immune response; cell surface receptor signaling pathway. The transcript is spliced from 6 exons. Gene Ontology annotation, molecular function: transmembrane signaling receptor activity. Gene Ontology annotation, cellular component: external side of plasma membrane. The record is from RefSeq and is a predicted model, not a curated record. NCBI's taxonomy places the organism in Eukaryota, Metazoa, Chordata, Actinopteri, Cichliformes, Cichlidae.